Molecule: messenger RNA, 432 nt
Organism: Bursaphelenchus okinawaensis
Lineage: Eukaryota; Metazoa; Nematoda; Chromadorea; Rhabditida; Aphelenchoididae
Source: the annotation of a GenBank genome assembly
AUGGUCGCCGUUAACAACGCCUCUGCUGCUAUCCAAUGGAACGUGAUUCGCCGUCACUCUGCCUUCCUCCACAAACGCAGAAGCAUCCGCACUCCAUUCAGCUCGGACCGCUUCAACUUGACUGGCAAGUACACCACCCGCUCGUCCGGAGUUGGAGCUGAUGCCGCUGUCUCUGUCAGAUUGACCGAAGACAACAAGGGAGUCGUUGUUGAGACCAGAAAGAGAAGCCAAGGAGCCCAACACCGUCCAGCCAGCUCUGUCCUCUCGGUUACCCACAAGUCCGGCGGUCCAAAGGCCGUCAUCAAGGCUGUUGGUGGACAAGUUAGAGCUUACGACCGCAAAUUGGCCCACAAAGCCCAGAAGAGAGCUUCUCAACUUCUCCGCUCGGUCAAGCCACGCAAGACCAAAAAGUCCAAGAAGACCACUGCUUAA